Trichechus manatus latirostris (Florida manatee) is the source of this 4244-nucleotide messenger RNA. It is a transcript of the gene PGK1, whose product is annotated as phosphoglycerate kinase 1. Gene Ontology annotation, molecular function: phosphoglycerate kinase activity; ATP binding; ADP binding. The record is from RefSeq and is a predicted model, not a curated record. Bases 223 to 1476 code for a protein of 417 amino acids. The transcript has 11 exons. Gene Ontology annotation, biological process: gluconeogenesis; glycolytic process. Gene Ontology annotation, cellular component: cytosol. NCBI's taxonomy places the organism in Eukaryota, Metazoa, Chordata, Mammalia, Sirenia, Trichechidae.
CCUUUGGGCCCCGUCCAAUGGCGGCUGCUCUUCUCCCCGCGCACUGCGCGAUGGGCCAGGAAAGGGCGGAGCGGAAGGAGGAGCGUGGAGAAGCCCCCUGGUCCUGGCCUGCGCGCUGCGUUCGAUUUUCCAGACGCGUGCUCAGCACACCUCAACUAUCGCGGUUGCUGUUCGCUGCCGCUGUGUGAUUCCCGAGCCACUCGCCUCCGCUGUAUUGCCAAGAUGUCUCUUUCUAACAAGCUUACUCUGGACAAGCUGGACGUGAAAGGGAAACGGGUGGUCAUGAGGGUGGACUUUAAUGUUCCUAUGAAGAACAACCAGAUAACAAACAACCAGAGGAUCAAGGCUGCCACCCCAAGCAUCAAAUUCUGCUUGGACAAUGGAGCCAAGUCAGUUGUUCUUAUGAGCCACCUGGGCCGGCCUGAUGGUGUCCCCAUGCCUGACAAGUACUCCUUAGAAGCAGUUGCUGUAGAACUCAGAUCUUUGCUGGGCAAGGAUGUUCUGUUCUUGAAGGACUGCGUGGGCCCAGAAGUGGAGAAAGCCUGUGCUGACCCAGCUUUUGGUUCUGUCAUCCUACUAGAAAACCUCCGCUUUCAUGUGGAGGAAGAAGGGAAGGGAAAAGACGCUUCUGGGAACAAGGUUAAAGCCGAGCCAGCCAAAAUGGAAGCCUUCCGGGCUUCACUUUCCAAGCUAGGUGAUAUCUACGUCAAUGAUGCUUUUGGCACUGCUCACCGAGCCCACAGUUCCAUGGUGGGAGUGAAUCUGCCACAGAAGGCUGGUGGUUUCUUGAUGAAGAAGGAGCUGAAUUACUUUGCCAAAGCCUUGGAGAGCCCAGAGCGACCCUUCCUGGCCAUCCUGGGCGGAGCUAAAGUUGCAGACAAGAUCCAGCUGAUCAAUAAUAUGCUGGACAAAGUCAAUGAGAUGAUUAUUGGUGGUGGAAUGGCUUUUACCUUUCUUAAAGUGCUCAACAGCAUGGAGAUUGGCACUUCUCUGUUUGAUGAAGAAGGAGCCAAGAUUGUCAAAGACCUGAUGUCCAAAGCUGAGAAGAAUGGUGUGAAGAUUACCUUGCCUGUUGACUUUGUCACCGCUGACAAGUUUGAUGAGAAUGCCAAGACUGGCCAAGCCACCGUGGCCUCUGGCAUACCCGCUGGCUGGAUGGGCUUGGACUGUGGUCCUGAGAGCAGCAAGAAGUAUGCUGAGGCUGUCGCUCGGGCUAAGCAGAUUGUGUGGAACGGACCUGUGGGAGUAUUUGAAUGGGAAGCUUUUGCCCGGGGAACCAAAGCUCUCAUGGAUGAAGUGGUAAAAGCCACUUCCAGGGGCUGCAUCACCAUCAUAGGUGGUGGAGACACUGCCACUUGCUGUGCCAAAUGGAACACAGAGGAUAAAGUCAGCCAUGUGAGCACUGGGGGUGGUGCUAGUCUGGAGCUCCUGGAAGGUAAAGUCCUUCCUGGGGUGGCUGCUCUCAGCAGUGUUUAGUAUUUUCCUGCCCUUUGGUUCCUGUGCACAGUCCUAAGUCAACUUAGUACUUUCCUUUGUAUCUCCACUUGGCAUUAGCUAAAAUCUUCCCCCAUGUCAAGAUUCAGCUAGUGGCCAAGAGAUGAAGCACCAGGAACCCUUAAACAGGUUCACAGCAUCUCAUCUUUAUUGCACCCUGGAUUUUCCUACAUUCUUCAAGAUCCCAUUUGAAUUCCUUAGUGGCUAACCCAUUGUGCUUUCUAGUGUGCAUAUUUAUAUUCUGCCUGUUAAAAGAAAGUGAGCUGUGUUAGCUUAGUUCUUUAAGUUGCUUACUCUGAUUAGCUUUGUCACUGUUUCAUUAUUGGCAUGGAAAGAAGAUGAAAUUCCAGUUUUAGAUAGGGAUGAGGACAAAGUUGAUGAUUUAUUAAACAAUAAAAUUGUCGAUUUAAACUGGGAUUUUUUUUCCUGUCAUACUUUGUUAGGAUGGGUGAGAACAGAAUAUUGGGGGAAGGGAUCAAAUAAUCUACAUUUCUCAAUGCAAGAAAUGGGGCAGCAGCAGUAGGGUGAUGCAGGGGAUUAGAUAAAUGUUUAGUCUUCAUCAAGGGCCUGCUUACAGCAGACAUUGUGCUGGUGCUUUAUUUUAAAUUUUAUUUUUUAUCAGUUAUACAUGAUAAUAAUUUAAAAAGUCAAGGCUUUAACAAAAAAUAGGCCUCAGCCCAUUCCUCCUGUUUCUGAUUCCCACUCCCCAGAGAUGACUGCUUUUAACUGUUUUUCUCUAGUAUUUACCUCUGUGUUUCUAAGUAAGAUGCUAAUACUGUGAACAUCUCGAUUUUUUAAAAGGUUAUUUAUUAAUACCUUCCAUUCCACAUAUACUUCCCCUUCCUCAUUCUUGCAAUAGUUUUGUCAUAAUUAUAGAUUAGAUCAAUUGUCUACAUUGACUGUAAAUACUAUUCACAGCUGAACUAUAUUGUAUGCUAUUAUAUAAUUUUUUAUUUUCGGGUUAAUUUUUUUAAUUUUUUUUCUGUGUACAUUAUCACUAAUUCUCUAAUCUGCUAGAAGUAUAAAUGUCAAUAUAUGAAAACAUUUUAGGCAGUCUGUUUCUUUUUAUUGGAGACAUCCCUCCUGGAGUACUUCGUGCUCCUGCUUCAGUUUAUAUUGGCUGCUCUCCAGGUUUGCUGUACAGUUGUUGCUCUGGGAUUUCCUGUAACUCCCUUGAGGAUUCCUUUCAUCUCCUGUGUUGGACUCCCUUUUUCUUGAAUACCAUUUUUCCCUUUUUUGUUUUACUCUCAUUUUCGUGGAACACAAGAUUAACCACUUCUGAGAAAGGGUGCUUGGGAGGUAAAUUUUUUGAGACCCUUAUACUUGAUUACUAGUUUGGCUAUAUAUAGAAUUUUUGCCUGGAUAUCACUUUUUCACACUUGAAGGCAUUGCUUCGUUGUCAUUGUUAAGAAUCUAAUGCCAUUCUGAUUCUUUUACUGUCCUUGUGGUUUUUCUCUUCCAGUCUAUUGCCAUUUUAAUGGGAUUUUGGGAGAGAACAGAAUAAGUGAUUUCAAAGGCCAUAUUUAACCAGAAAUUCUGUGCUGGGCAUUUUACAUGCAAGAUAUAUAUUUCACUAUUAUGAAUGUGGAAACCCUGGUGGCAUAGUGGUUAAGUGCUACAACUGCUAACCAAAAGGUUGGCAGUUCAAAUCCACCAGGUGCUCCUUGGAAACUCUGUGGGGCAGUUCUACUCUGUCCUGUCGGGUCGCUAUGAGUUGGAAUUGACUCGACAAGGGUUUUUUUUGGUGUUAUGAAGAAAUAGUUAACUCUUGGACAAGAUCACAGAGCUAGUAAGUAACAGCAGAGAUUCAAGUCCAGGUUUGUCUGACUCCAAAGGCUUUUUCAUUGUGCCUCGCUUCCUAAAAAUGAUGCUUCUAGACUAGGACUUUUUUGCUUGACUCUGGAGAUAACAGCAAAAAUUUUGAUGGCUGUUUUAAACAAAAAUUUGAAGGCUCAUGUUUUCUGAAAAAUGUAUUUUAAUACUGUACCCAUAUUUUUAGUUGAUUUUAAUGUGUUUUAACUUAGUUGAAUAAAACUGACAUUCUGUGUAGAUGCACCAUGUUUGUGCACACCUCUAAGGGUACUCUGGUUUGAGAAGCAGGAAUUCUAGUCCAGUCUUUUUACAUAUGAGGCCCAGAGGUUCAUGCUACCCAUAGAUCCAGCAAAUUAAUGUCAUAGUUGAGCUAGAAUUUAGGUAAACUGAUGACCUCCUUUUCCCUGACUACCUUUCCCCCAACAUUAUGAAAAAUUUCAAAUGUACAGAGGCUUUGAAAAAAACUGUAAACACCCAUAAACCCAGCACCUAGGCUCUACAAUACCCCAAGUCAUCCAUGACCUUUUUUUAAAAUCCCUGAUUACCUUGUAAGUAGUUUCUACUAGAUUCUGCUUCUAGUAUCUUCCCCCAUUUAUUUGGGUUAUUAAUCCAGAGAAUGAAUGGGGAAAUUCCAGUCAUGGAACAACUUGGCAAAAUAAGCCAAAUAUUUGAGGACCCACUAUGUGCUUAGGACAUGGUGAAGGGAAUAUAAGAUACAAUUUAUAUCCUGAAGGAAUUUACAACCUAGUUGUAGAAGACAAGGUGUUCCAGACAAGGAACACUUAAUGAGCAUAUAAACUAGAAUAGUAUGGGAUGUUCUUCCUGAUUUAAUAUAGCAUUAUGAAUUGUUUAUAAUAUUGCAAAGGCUUAAGUGGGAAAUUCACUUUUAACCCCCAAACAAUAUAUGUAUGCCUAUAUACAGAAAAAAAAAAACCUGU